Desarmillaria tabescens is the source of this 546-nucleotide messenger RNA. RefSeq lists its product as uncharacterized. Lineage: Eukaryota; Fungi; Basidiomycota; Agaricomycetes; Agaricales; Physalacriaceae. The record is from RefSeq and is a predicted model, not a curated record. The annotation marks the transcript as partial. The transcript has a single exon.
UUUCAACAUUCACAACCUCGUAUUCACUCGGAAAAGCAUAGCCCUAAUGAAAAGAUGGAAGAAGUGCUUGAAGCUAUCAAUCGACUUUACGAUUCAUUUGGGCACUUUGCUUGUGAAUUUUUAAAGGACUUUCCUAGACGUAGUGACAAGGAUAACCACUCAAAUCUCCACCGUUGCAUGGCACCCUGUUUUCUCAGUGGGCAAACCUCGCAAAAGCCAAUCCAUGUCGUAACUCUGAUGUACAAUCAUCGGUAUAGCAAUCCUUCAUUCCGGUCCCAGUAUCGAUCAGAACGUGACCUGUCCUACUCUGGAACUCAUGAUCCCUUUAAUAUUCGCCAUUGUCGACCAGCCUUAUCAUGCUGGGCGACCCAACUUGUCAGAAACCACCUUCACAAUGCGGUUGGCCGACUCACUCAAAACAAUCCUCUUGACCCUGAUUUUCAUGUUCGGCUGGCAGCCUCAGCCAACAAGCGCUCAAAGAAAUCACACCUCAUUACCUGGGAUGAUUUGAAGAAUUUUGGUAUUGAGCAGUUGGCUAGUCCAUAG